Alternaria hordeiaustralica is the source of this 2784-nucleotide messenger RNA. RefSeq lists its product as uncharacterized. Gene Ontology annotation, cellular component: centrosome; equatorial microtubule organizing center; spindle pole. Gene Ontology annotation, biological process: meiotic cell cycle; mitotic cell cycle; microtubule nucleation. The transcript has 2 exons. Gene Ontology annotation, molecular function: gamma-tubulin binding; microtubule minus-end binding. The record is from RefSeq and is a predicted model, not a curated record. Lineage: Eukaryota; Fungi; Ascomycota; Dothideomycetes; Pleosporales; Pleosporaceae. Bases 1 to 2784 code for a protein of 927 amino acids.
AUGUCCUCCCGCAACGUGCCCACGAUGAAGUCGCUGUCCGGCGCUGAUCGCCGCUCCGUCAAUGCCAACUACACGUCAACUGCGCGACCCCGCGUCGCUUCUGGAGAGGAACUCGACCGCCGUAGCUCCACCACCGCAGCGUCACAUGCCAGGAAACAGUCAGCACCCAUGCGCGCAACAGGCGCGACCUCGGGCGAGCGUCGCGUGGAGAAGAAGGAGGUGCGCGAGCGGGAGACGGAGAUCAGGCGAACAAAGAGCCCGUUGAAGCAUGCCAGUGAAAGCAGGGCGAAUGCGCGAAGCCGCUCAGAGAAACUCCCGCGCGACGUCGACCGACCCUCACGCAGCGCCGCCUCGCAAAAGUCUAUUCCCGAAGAGCCCCAGAUGCCGUGGGAACCGCAGGCUUCUUUGAUACCGCACACGACCGCCCCGCUGGCGACGCGCAUCUCGAUACCUCCCCUCGCAUCCACCGCGCCUAUAUCGCUGCAGCCCACUCCACUUGCAAAACUAUCGCUAGAAGCACAAGAGAAGGCUAUACUGGAAGAUCUGUUGUUUGUUUUCAUGGGUUUUGAGGGGCAGUACAUUCGAUUCGGCGAUGGCUACAAUCCCCAUGAAGAGAAGGAACGUCUGGUCGGGCCACAGUUCCGCCUGAUGCCCGGCCUGGACCCUAGUCUGAGGGAUCUGACCAAGUCGAUGCUGAAGACUGCUACACACUACAUCGCCGUCGAGACCUGCGUAGAGGUGCUCAGUCGGGAAGAGUACGGUGCCGUGAACCAUGCGUUGUGCGCAGCUGUACGACGGUUGCUCAAGGACUACCUCAUACUCGUUGCCCAACUUGAGCACCAGCUGCUCACGAACGAGUCCUUCACUCUGCACGUCUUGAGUCUGCAUACCAAGCAGACUAGCCACAUGCUCUUCCAGCUCUACACCACCGGGAUCGAGCUGCUGAAAGCUAACGGUAUUUUGGAAGAUGAGAAAGACGAAGACUCAGCCGAUGACGACAGCAAUGACUUCGAAAAUAUCUUGGAGUCGUUGCGCGAAGGAGGAAACGCUGCCAAGAAGCUCUGCAAAGGCGGGAGCGUGCUCGGACUCAUCACCAAGCGGCUAUCGUCCAUGUCGGGAGAUCCAGCGGCUCGCGCACUACUGACCACACUACUACGAGAGGCUAGCAGACCGUAUAUGGCUAUGUUGAACGAGUGGCUACAUCACGGCGGCAUCAAGGACCCGCAUUCCGAGUUCCUGAUCAAAGAGCAGAGAAGCAUCAAGCGAGAAAGAUUAGACCAGGAUUAUACGGACGAGUAUUGGGAGAAGAGAUAUACGAUACGCGAUGCUCUUGUGCCUCCACAGCUGGAAGCCGUCAAAGACAAGGUGCUCCUGGCAGGAAAGUACCUCAACGUUGUAAGGGAGUGCGGAGGCGUCGACGUUAGUAAAGUCGUGCAAGACGCGCCAACCAGCUUCGACGAUCCACGCUUCCUAGACAACGUCAAUUCCUCAUACGCAUACGCAAACUCCUCGCUCCUCAAUCUGCUUCUCACUACACACCAACUGCCGGCACGAUUACGUUCACUAAAGCACUACUUCUUCCUCGAUCGCUCCGACUUCUUCACCUACUUCCUCGAGAUGAGCGAGCUCGAGCUCAAGAAACCAGCAAAGCAUGUUAACGUCGGCAAGCUGCAGUCGUUGUUGGAUCUCGCCACCCGACAUGCUGGAUCAGUCGCCGUGGAGGACCCAUACAAAGAGGACAUCAAAGUUCAGAUUAACGAUACUGGACUCACGAACUGGCUCAUGAAGAUCGUCAACGUUCAGGGUCUUGAUCAAGAUGCUGCCACCGCGACCUUGUCGAAUUACACACCUGCGAACUCAGCGCCGAUCACCGACGACACAAACAUCACGGGAUACCAAGCACUAGUCUUUGACUACGCCAUGCCUUUCCCACUGUCACUGGUGGUUAGCAGAGUCACACUCACUCGUUACCAACUACUUUUCCGAUACCUACUGAGCUUGAAGCACCUCGAAACGGAUCUAGCCAAGUGCUGGGGUGAACAGGGCAAGAACGCCGCCUGGAAACACCGAUCCAAAAACCCGCGUAUCGAACAGUGGAAACGCCGGGCGUGGACACUGCGAGCGCGCAUGCUGGUCUUCGUCCAACAACUUACGUACUACUGCACAUCAGAGGUCAUUGAGCCCAACUGGGCAUCUUUGAUGUCGCGGAUAAGCGAAGAGAAGAAGCAGGACGCAAGGGCCAAGGGCAAGGCAACGGAGGAUGAGAGCGGUGGCCCUCAAGUGAAGCGCACUGUGGAUGAGCUGAUGCAGGACCAUGUUGACUUCCUCGCGACUUGCUUGAAGGAAUGCAUGCUUACUAACAGUAAGCUGCUUCGAAUCAACAACAAAAUCAUGUCAACAUGCAGCAUGUUCGCGUCCUUCACUUACUCUCUGUCCCGCUACCUCGUCACCGGUGAUCCGGACCUAGUCGCCCAAGUUAACGCCUCUUUCGCUCCUCCUCCCCCCGCCAAAAAUUCCAAGAAUCCCGCUGUUACACUAGUCGCUUCUACCCACCGGCCCACAACGCAGUUCGUAUACGACCCCCAGCGCGUCGACAAAAUGUUCGACAUGCUAGCCAAGUACGAGGAGAACUUCACCCGGCAUCUUAAGAUCCUGCUGGACACACUCAACUACCUCGCUGCCACCGAGACAGUAGUCUUCUUGAGUCUGUGCGCACGGUUGACGAGUGCUGGAGAGGGUUUGAGUGGCUUUCAGGUACCCAUGGGUAUGGAGGGUAUUGCUUAG